AUGACCAGUAAAGAGUAUGAUAUCGUUGUCGUGGGAUCUGGAGCAAGCGGGCUUUCCUCUGCCGUUCGUGCACACGAUUUAGGGUUACGUGUCGUUGUUCUUGAGGCAUACAGCAAGGUUGGGGGUUCAACGGCCUUCUCAGCAGGGCAAGUUUGGGCGGGAAUGAAUCAUUUAAUGAUCCGCGAAGGGUUCAAAGAUAGCUUCGAAGAGACACGUGCAUACGUCAAGGCGCUCAACGAUGAACCGAGCAAGCUUGAUGAGCAGGCGAUGGACCAGUGGAUUACUGAGGCACCAAGAGUUUUGGAACAUCUGGAACAAUGUCAAGCUAUGCGGUGGCAGAUCAUUCGUGACUUCCCAGACUAUUACUACCCUGAAGUGAUAGGAUCAAAGGCUGAAGGGCGGUAUCUGGCUGCUGCGCCCAUUAACGGUGCUGAGUUGGGUGAAUGGCGGUCCAAAAUCCUGUACAGCCCGCACCAUCCUCCCGGUCCCACAUAUGGUGAAAUGUUUAGCCUCAGCGGUAAGAUCAAGGAACUCGAUGAUUUGAUUGCUCAACGCCAAGCUGAGGAUAUCAUGACCAUGGGUACUGGUGUGGCAGCGCACUUGCUGGUCGCACUAGUUCGUCGGAAGGUGAGAAUUUUGACAAGCCAUCGCGCAACUAAGUUGAUCAGGAACAACGGCACUGUUAUUGGAGUAGAAUGUGAAACUCCUGGUGGCAAAGGAAAAUUUUUGGGCGAAGUGGUUCUGGCAACGGGAUCUUACGACUGGAACUUUGACCUCGUUAAGGAGUACUCGGGAAUGGAACGAGAACGGACUGGAUCCGUGGCGCCGCCGGGAAUCCGUGGCGACGGGCACUUGAUGGCUCGAGAGAUCGGGGCUGAAGUGGUCGUGAUGCCUGUCGAGAGGGCAAUGCACAUCCCAGGCUACCUUAUGGGCAUGUCUACGAGCCAGGACGACUAUGGCUUCAGAUAUGGAGCGUCAACAAUGGGAUUUCCGCAUUCGAUAUUUGUUGAUUCAACAGGCAGGCGCUUCUGCGACGACUCCUACUAUCGCUCCGUAGUAACUGCAAUUGCUACAGGAAAGGGUUCCAAUCCAUUCUACUUGAUAUGGGACGAAGAUCAUCAUCAGAAGUACGGACUGCCUCCGGUUGCACCUGGCCAGCCGUAUCCGGAACAGAUGAACGUGGUGUCAGCGCCAACUUUGCGUGAGCUAGCUGUAAAGCUCAAUAUAGAUUCGGAUGUCUUUCUUGACACGAUCAAGCGCUUCAACCUCAAUGCAAGAGAAGGUAAAGAUCCGGAUUUCAGACGGGGCGAGAACGACUGGGCGAGGAAGUUCCUGGGCGACCCGGCCCAUAAGCCAAGCGCGUUACUGGGACCUAUCGAGCGUGGACCGUUCUUUGGUAUGAACUGGCGUAUCGUAAAUACUGGUAUCGGAAACGCAGGAGUGAAAACGGGACUAAGCGGCCAGGUGCUGGAUACAAAGGGCAAAACUAUUCCCGGACUGUAUGCUGUUGGCGUCGUGUCUUCUCCUACGAUGGUGGGAACAGGCUACAACAGUGGCUUUAGCGUCUGUCGCGGGCUUGUGUAUGGUUAUCUUGCGGCCGAGCACAUAUUGAGCAAGAAAAAUAACACGUCGAAGAUUUAG
Messenger RNA from Verruconis gallopava, 1641 nucleotides. RefSeq lists its product as uncharacterized. The record is from RefSeq and is a predicted model, not a curated record. Bases 1 to 1641 code for a protein of 546 amino acids. NCBI's taxonomy places the organism in Eukaryota, Fungi, Ascomycota, Dothideomycetes, Venturiales, Sympoventuriaceae. The transcript has a single exon.